Molecule: messenger RNA, 678 nt
Organism: Dioscorea cayenensis subsp. rotundata (Guinea yam)
Lineage: Eukaryota; Viridiplantae; Streptophyta; Magnoliopsida; Dioscoreales; Dioscoreaceae
Product: PHD finger-like domain-containing protein 5A
Exons: 2
Coding region: 117-449 (110 amino acids)
Biological process (GO): mRNA splicing, via spliceosome
Cellular component (GO): precatalytic spliceosome; U12-type spliceosomal complex; catalytic step 2 spliceosome
Source: RefSeq, a predicted model, not a curated record
UAUUUUGCAAAAUUCACAGUCAAUUUCAACGGAGCAGCCACACGAGUCUGCCCUUAAUCCCUCUCGUCGAAGCAUCCCGUUUAUCCGGUACUUUGGAAAUCAGUUAGCAAAGGGUCAUGGCCAAGCAUCAUCCUGACCUGAUCAUGUGCAGGAAGCAACCAGGAAUUGCCAUCGGACGGCUCUGCGAGAAAGACGAUGGCAAGUGCGUCAUCUGUGACUCGUAUGUUCGCCCAUGUACGCUGGUACGAGUAUGUGAUGAAUGCAACUAUGGUUCAUUCCAGGGCAGGUGUGUCAUCUGUGGUGGUGUUGGAAUAUCGGAUGCUUAUUACUGUAAGGAAUGCACACAAAUGGAGAAAGACCGCGAUGGAUGCCCCAAGAUUGUCAACCUGGGCAGUGCCAAGACUGACCUCUUCUAUGAGCGAAAAAAAUACGGUUUCAAGAAACGAUGACACUGGAAUUGAAUAUGAAAUUUGUUGAUGCUCGAUGGUCAUAUUCCGGAUGUAUGAACUUUUAAGUUUUUACUGCAUUCCUAGUAUUUUUCUUCUUGUUGUGAGAACUGAAUUAAUGUUGCUCUAUGAUCAAAAGUUUUCAGUUAAAGCUGUGCUCUUGGCCUGCAGUAAUGUACGCAGACAUCAAAACUUAAGUUUUAUAAGAUAAUUGCUUGAAGUUACUGAUUAA